Messenger RNA from Penicillium diatomitis, 258 nucleotides. RefSeq lists its product as uncharacterized. NCBI's taxonomy places the organism in Eukaryota, Fungi, Ascomycota, Eurotiomycetes, Eurotiales, Aspergillaceae. Bases 1 to 258 code for a protein of 85 amino acids. The record is from RefSeq and is a predicted model, not a curated record. The transcript is spliced from 2 exons.
AUGAUGGAAUUGAUGCAGAAUUAUGCUAAAGAAGGGAUAGUUGGAAUUGCUAAUCCUGACCGCUGGGAAAUUUGCCCAGCCGCUAUUGAGUUUGUCUCUGCUACUAUCUCGGCUAGCUCGUUUGAGGAACUGAAAAAACAUUGCUUCUUAACAGAAACCCGAUGGUGUCUAGGCGAUCUAAUCGGCCUUAUAUGGUUUGCGCUGAUAUCUGCUCGUACAUUCUACUUAUACACGCCGAGAUCGGAGGCGAAAGGCUAG